Messenger RNA from Cydia splendana, 1574 nucleotides. RefSeq lists its product as uncharacterized. The transcript has 3 exons. The coding region runs from base 29 to 1474 and encodes 481 amino acids. NCBI's taxonomy places the organism in Eukaryota, Metazoa, Arthropoda, Insecta, Lepidoptera, Tortricidae. The record is from RefSeq and is a predicted model, not a curated record.
GCCGUUAGUCCGCCGCAUUUCUGCAGCUAUGUUGCGCGCGUGUCCCCGCGUUUACAUUAUAUGUCUGUGUGCGUCAGUUGUGCUGAGUGUCCAAGUGUCUAAAGAAUAUGUCUGCCAAGAUCCAGAUACGGGAACUCUUCAUGAACUCAACGCAACUUGGCCAUCAACCACUUUCUGCGGAAACUAUACGUGUAAAAUUAGAAGAAUAAACACUGGUCAACAACCAUCUAAAGUGUUUGUGAGUAUUUUCAACCAACAAGCCAGGGCCGAUACUAAUAAUGAAACAAAUGAAUUAAGUUUGAAACCAGAUCCCACUAACGAUAAUGACAGACUUUUAAAUAAAGCAGAAAUUCAGAAAAUUACAGAACUACUGCAUUUAGUGAAGAAGAGUGACUUGGAAGCUGUUAUAGAACUGUAUAAUGUAGCUCAAGAAAUGUAUAAGGAUAUGAAAGACGAUGCGGCUAAAGAAGAUAACAAGGAGAGCGAAGCAGUAUCGGGGGAAUCUAGAGAAAGUAGUCAACAAAAAACAUCUUAUUGGUAUGAAUCAGAUAAUGAACAUAGAAAGGUAGCUGAUAUGAAGUCAGAAGGAACUGAACUUGAAAGUUCAGUCCUAUAUUCAGCUAGACCAUAUCCGUAUGCGCAACCACAACGGUACUAUUACUCGCCCGGUCGAACCUAUCCCAAUUACUUUACGGGAUCGCUGUUUAAUAAUGAAGGUAGAGUGGGAUAUCCUAAUGUACCGAUGAAUCAGCAAGGCGUGCCCGAAUAUUACCAAAAGAGAAAUAUUUAUGAUGGUCCUGGGCCAACACCACCUUGUAACCCUUGCGUUCGACCAUAUCAGUAUCAAUUAAUGCCUAUGCCUGUAAACUAUCCUCCGCGAUCCGCUAGUGACAUGUAUCCGUAUUUGGUGACAGCAUACAACUACACUACACAAGGAUACAAAAAUAAUCAUAAAGGAAAUCCUUGGGCUUAUUAUGAUUAUUAUAGAAACCUUCCACAUCCGAAACCUUCACAAAUUCUAAGAAAUCCGAAUGUAUUAGAAAAAAUAUAUGAGGAAAACAGUAUUAAUGCUAAAAUCAAAGAUGAACAAUCAUGGAAAACUGAUCCUUUAUCUGAAGACGUUAUCAAUGAAAUCAGAGCAAAUAUAGCGCAGCGUAGUAAACUUAUAAACAUACCUUUGAAAAAGAGAUUAAAAUUAGAACGGAUAUCUAAAGUAUUUAAACUAGAUCAGAACAAUAGGAAAACGAGGUCAAUAUCUAAAGAAAAUAGUGAAGAAAAAUAUUCAAAAGAAAGUGACAUAAUUCAGAAGACUAUAGAAGAAACAAAAACUCUUGAAAAUACAGAAAUAAUGGAAACGUAUGUCGAAAAAGUACUGUGCGAACCACCGACAGAACUAGGUUUCUUCAAGAUCGGCAACAUGAACAAGCCUUUUCCUCACUGCUGUCCGCAAAAAAUAGAAGAUAAGCAAAGAUAAGAUUUAUCACCUUGGUAUCAACUAUACUCAUGGACAAAUUUAGAGGAACGCAAAAUAAAGCGUAAUUACUAAUUUUGAUAUUACUUUAGGUGUAAAGCAC